AGCUGCUCCUGACGUUGGCGUGUCAGUAGGGUGCGAGCUAUAAGUUGCGUGACCGAAACGAGUGACUCAGAACGACGGUUGGUCAGACCUUUGAGAAUGCAGCGAGUCCGGAGAUGGUGUCGCUGGCCGGCGAGCCGUGAGACUGCGGCCAUGGAACUGUGCGAGGAGCGGCCGGUCGGGCGAGACGAGCCGAACGCGACUAGGUUUCGCCUGCCCGUCUUCCACACUAUCAAGCUCUUUGUCUUUUGCCAUGGGAUGUUGCAGUGUGCCCAGCUCCUGUACAGUUCUUACUUCAAGAGCAGCAUCACCACCAUCGAAAGGCAAUUUGGAAUGUCCAGUUUCUCAUCUGGAACCCUGUCAAGCAUACAUGAGGUUGGGAACUCAGUUCUGAUUAUUUUUGUUAGUUAUUUUGGAAGUCGAGUUCACCGCCCAAAAGUGGUUGGAUUAGGCGGCCUUCUACUCAGUGCUGGAACCUUCCUGCUUACACUGCCCCACUACAUAUUUGAGCCAUAUCAGUACAGCAAGACCAUAGUCGGAAAUACAAGCCAUUUCAACACCGACACCUGUCAACAAAUGAAUCAGACACAUCAGCUUGAAUCUUGUGAAAAUUCAGGCCACAAAUUCAGGAAACUUGGCAGUGUUUGGGGAAUAAUGGUGAUUGCCCAACUAAUGGUGGGCAUUGGGACAGUUCCGAUUCAACCCUUUGGUAUUUCAUACAUUGAUGACUUUGCUGAACCAUCUAAUGCUUCACUCUAUAUAGCAAUUCUGUUUGCAAUAUCUGUUUUUGGGCCUUCAUUUGGAUACUUACUUGGGUCUGUGACUUUACGUUUAUAUGUGGACCUUGAUAGAGUGGAUCCAGCCACCAUUGAAAUGAACCCCAGCGACCCCCGGUGGAUUGGUGCCUGGUGGCUUGGAUUACUCAUUUGCAGUAGUAUUCUUGCUGUUUUUUCUGUUCCUUAUUUCUUUUUCCCUCGACAAUUGAUCUGUCAAAAGAAGUCGAGCAGUAAGUCUGAUAUUCUGAGUGAGGCGGAAGAGCAAAAGGUGGAAGAAAUAACAAACCGAGAGUUCAUCAAGAUUUUUCCCAAAAUGCUCCUGAAGAUGCUGUUAAAUCCGUUGUUCAUCUUUGUUGUUCUGGCUGAGUGUUGCUUUUCAUCAGUGAUCGCAGGCAUUUCCACAUACUUCAAUAAAUUUCUGGUGUCCCAAUACUCUACCACAACUUCCAAAGCCAAUUUGCUUAUUGGGUCUAUUACCCUGCCAGCUGUUGCAAUUGGGAUGCUGUUGGGUGGAUUCUAUAUGAAGCAUUCUAAAUUACCCUUGGUGAAGAUCCCCUGGUACUCUGGAUGUGUCCUGAUUAUUAGCAUUGUUUUGACUGUUCCUCUGUUUUUCUUGGGAUGUUCAACUCAGAAGAUUGCUGGAAUCAACUACAACAACAAUGCAAACAGGUCUUCUUCAUUUGGCCUGGAUACUGAAUGUAACGCUCACUGCUUCUGUUUUGAUUCAACUUAUAACCCAGUGUGUGGAAUUGAUAAUGUGGAAUACAUCUCACCGUGUCAAGCUGGCUGCAGGCAUUUUAUUUUCAACUAUACCACAAGAAGGAUUUUGACCUACAACAACUGUAGUUGCAUUCAAGCACCUUUCAAAGAGGACUACGCUAUUCCUGGACAUUGCAAGGUCAGCUGUUCCAAUUUGCUUCUCAUUGUGGUCCUUGGCCUCUCUUUAAUUGGGCUGACAGCCUCACUCACCCACAAUCCCCUCUACAUGUUGGUGCUGCGGUUAGUGAGACCCGAAGAAAAAUCUUUUGCAAUAGGAAUUCAAUUUCUAUUGAUGAGGGCAAUUGCAUGGCUGCCAGCUCCGGCUUUGUAUGGUGCAGUCAUUGAUUCAGCAUGCAUUAGAUGGGGAGUAAUGUGCAACAGAAAACGAGGAGCCUGCAAUUACUAUGACAACAAUCUUUUGCGAAACCGGUACUUAGGUCUACAAGUUGGAUAUACUGUCCUUGGUGUACUGAUUUUAUUGAUGACGGGAUGGAAAGUGAGAAAGAUUGGUGGCCAGCAGAACACUGAAUCAGUGUAAAGUUGUACAGAAGAUUUAGUGGCACAUUAAUCACUUGACCAAUUAACCAACUUCUUUUAUUUGUAUCCACAUUAUUUCCUCAGAAUAAUGAGCAGAAUAUUCAUUUCUCAUUGACAAGACCAACAAAUGAGUGCUGUUGUCUUGUGUUUCAAAUUACAAAUGUUUGAGAAUUGACCCUGCUCUGUUUUUAGUAUUCUGUGUACAUGUAUUAACUCUUAACAGUAUAUAUGUGUUUCAAUUAAUUAUUUCAAUGAACAUAAUAAAUUGGCAUAUUAAUUUAUUGUCACAUGCUGAGGUACAGUGAAGAACUUUUUUUUGUCACCCCUUAGUGUAGAUCAUCUCAUUACAACAGGCCAUUGAGGUGUACACAUGAAAACAAUAACAAAGCAGAAUAAAUUUAGUUAGAGAAAGUGCAGUGCAGGUAGACAAUAAGAGCAAGGCCCUAAUACAAGGCUGUGGGGUCAAGAGUCUAUCUUAAUGUGCUAGGGGACUGUUCAAUAGUCUUAUAACAGCAGGUCAGAAGCUGUUCUUGAUCCUUACGGUAUAUGCUUUCAGGUUUUUGUAUCUUCUGCACAAUAAAAAUGGGGAUGAGGUGGUGUGGAAGGGAGAAUGUAUUGGAAAGAGACAAUCUAAUCAAAAAAGAUAAAUCUGAAUGGAUAAAAUUAAUAAAAUUAGCCUUAGUCCCUUAAUUUAUUGGACUGCCAGGACUACACUGGA
Molecule: messenger RNA, 2787 nt
Organism: Hypanus sabinus (Atlantic stingray)
Lineage: Eukaryota; Metazoa; Chordata; Chondrichthyes; Myliobatiformes; Dasyatidae
Product: solute carrier organic anion transporter family member 2A1-like
Exons: 14
Coding region: 97-2070 (657 amino acids)
Biological process (GO): prostaglandin transport; sodium-independent organic anion transport; transmembrane transport
Cellular component (GO): membrane
Molecular function (GO): prostaglandin transmembrane transporter activity; protein binding
Source: RefSeq, a predicted model, not a curated record